GAAGUAAAGACAACCUAGCGCCAAGUAUCAUGCUGUCGUUUUCAUCUGCUGCCUCACUUGUCUUUCGACAAUAUGAUGAGCCUGUUUGUACUCCAUGCGGAUAUCUCUUUUGUUUGCAAUGUGUCACGAAUCACCUUUCGAGUACUUCGCCUGAUGGUUUCACUGGCUCUUGUCCUAAAUGCCGCAUUUACUACACCCGCGCCGUCCAGGUCAAACUCCUUCCUGGAAGAUUUCGUCAAUUUAUCAUGCCCCGCCUUCGACAUGGAUAUUUUGACCGGGCGUUGGUGGAACAAAACGGAGCUCUUGUUCAAAACCCGGAUGUUGCGAGGGUUCAGCUGUUCUUUUCCGGGUGUUGCCUGGAUCAGGCCAGCGUGAGGCUUGCAGCUUUAGAGAAAACGAACAGAGAGGACGAAGCCGCGCAGGCCGGUACAAGUUCGAAGGAUCCAGCUACCACCGCUCCAACCAACAGUGUUUAUAGCCAGCGCCGGAAGUCUUUCGGGAAUGCCGUCAAAGCGUUGAAGUCGGCGGUUGAUAAGUCUCUGAUGUCUUGGGUGUAAUUUUAACGAUUCUAACGCUUCAAAUAUAUUAUUUUGCGGCUCUUCAAG
Desarmillaria tabescens is the source of this 605-nucleotide messenger RNA. RefSeq lists its product as uncharacterized. Gene Ontology annotation, molecular function: metal ion binding. The annotation marks the transcript as partial. The transcript is spliced from 6 exons. The record is from RefSeq and is a predicted model, not a curated record. Lineage: Eukaryota; Fungi; Basidiomycota; Agaricomycetes; Agaricales; Physalacriaceae.